Sinocyclocheilus grahami is the source of this 1209-nucleotide messenger RNA. RefSeq names its product pancreatic secretory granule membrane major glycoprotein GP2-like. Bases 1 to 1209 code for a protein of 402 amino acids. The transcript is spliced from 6 exons. The record is from RefSeq and is a predicted model, not a curated record. Lineage: Eukaryota; Metazoa; Chordata; Actinopteri; Cypriniformes; Cyprinidae.
AUGCAUUUUUCUAAUAUUUCCAUAACAGCUCCCCCUGUUGACCCCUGCUACAACUACAAUGUCCUUGACGAUCCAUGGAGAUCCACCAACAAUCAACAUUCCUCUCAAAUAAUGUGUGACACUUGGGUCAGCUGGAAUGGCUGGUACCGUCUCUUCAUUCAGGGUCAGAGCGUUCAGAUGCCAGACACAUGUGUUGAGGAGUAUAGUUGUGGCACUCAUGCUCCACUGUGGCUGGAUGGAGGACAUCCAACAGUUGAGGAUGGAGUGGUCACUCGAGAUGUCUGCGGUCACUGGAACAAUGACUGCUGUGCUUUUCUGUCCAAUCCCAUUAAAGUCAAAGCCUGUCCAGAAGAUUAUUAUGUCUAUGAGUUUGUGAGUCCAACUACCUGCAGUUUGGCAUACUGUGCAGAUGCAAGGAACAUGAACACUACCUCUACAACUGUAAUGCCAGAGACAACCACAGAAACUACAGCAGAAACCACAACAACUGGUAAUAGAAAUCCCUGCUCUGAACUCAGCUGCUCUGAGGAUGAAAGAUGUGGGAUGAAAAAUGGUGUUUAUGGCUGUUUGUGUGAAAAGAACCAUCACAGACAACGACAACGUCAUGACUCUUUUGAUUUCUCAGAAACCUGUGAAAGCAGCUCUGGCUCCAUGUCUGUGUCUCGCUGUCAGCUCUUUGAGGCUGGUUUUCCAGCUGAUGUCUUACACCUCAAUGAUCCCAGCUGCAAAGGAAUGGUCCGAAAUGGAAAAGUGGAAUUCCAUUUUGAUAACGAUGAACUCAUCUGUGGUACAAAUCUUGUGGCCAACGGCACCCAUUUCAUCUACAGUAACUUUAUUCUGGGGACACCGAGGUCAGAAGGUCUCAUCAGCAGAGAGAAAAUCCUUAAGCUUUCGUUCAGCUGUGUUUAUCCUCAAACACAAUCACUUUCCAUGAAUGCGGAAAUCAACCCACUGGAGAGCAUUGUGCACAAGACGCUCCCCGCUGGUGAAGGCAGAUAUCAGGUUCGGAUGAUUCCAUAUGAGGAUGAUGAGUUUACCCGGCCCUUCACUGGUAAAGUGGAUGCAGAGCUCGACCAGAAGAUGAAUGUGGAAGUUCGUGUUGAAGGGGUUGACAGCCGCCAGUUUGCCUCAGUUAUGGACACGUGUUGGGCUACACCUGUGAAUGAUCCUGAUUACAGUCUCCGCUGGGAUCUCAUCGUCACAGAGUAA